This is a messenger RNA of Diaporthe batatas, 2902 nucleotides long. RefSeq lists its product as uncharacterized. The transcript has 2 exons. Lineage: Eukaryota; Fungi; Ascomycota; Sordariomycetes; Diaporthales; Diaporthaceae. The record is from RefSeq and is a predicted model, not a curated record. Bases 1359 to 2363 code for a protein of 334 amino acids.
CCAUCUAUGUUCUUACCAUUCUUACAGGGUACUGAAGGAUGAGUGUGUCUGGAGGUCUGGUCGAUCCUAUCAAGCCUUGGAACGUACAACGCUUUCCAGGCUUCCCUAACCGCAGAUGCUCCCACUUGAUAUGGUGAAUCACGCCAUUGGAGCAUUGCCCUCUUCCUUGUGAAUCACACCACAAAGGGAAACACGGGCUCAGCCCACAUGGCCCCCAAAUGGUCUCGAUCAGAGACAAGAUUUCACUGGGUACUCGUCACCCUGCCAGUGCAGCAUGACCGAAAGUCCAAGGAGAAUCCGCCCUUCAUUAAGUGACAAUUAUAAGAAGUGCGCCUAAAAUCAGAAGAUUGCGCGAGGAUUUUGUUUGAGGCAGGUAAGGGCACCCUCCAGGGCUGUCCAUUCACAGGAGAGGCCAAAAGGUGGGCGUGCUUGUACAUAAUCAGUUUUUGGCGUAUGUUCCAGCUGCCAAGUUUGAGCUCCCUUUGACCGUGUUCGCAUCCUCAACAUUGUUCAGGUUAUGAUUCACGUUUUCUGAGAGCAAGACUGGUUUUGUGUUGAAGAAUACAUGCCGUAGUUACCAAUACACUGACGCACAUUAAGACCGUUCUGGGCCAGCGUGACGCAGCACUGUACCUUUGCCGCAUCCUUUGAAGGCGUGCCUCUCGUGGCUGGUAGCUUGAAUGCCAUCUCGCCCACACCAUGCUUUGGGAUCUCUGCACAACUUGUAUCUCAAAUUCCAAACAGACUUGACAAGAUCCAUUGUCGUCGGGGGGUUUCACAGACCGACAAGCCGACAUAAUUCCCUAUUCACAAACGCUCAUCAUUUUUGGGAUGCAACAUGCAAUCCACAACAGUGCUCGCAUCUGUGGUUCCGAGAUGCCCGGCACGGCAGCUAUUUUCAAAUGCUGCACCGGACGAACGGUCUCCCUGGCCUCAACCUUCAUACCCGAAUUGUUGCCAAUGCUAGACGAGAUGGACCUUGGGGCGAGGCGGAGGCUCAUGAAUGUAAAGAGCCUGUAUGCUCGGUAAAAGCCCAAAGGCUCAUCAUGAACAUUGAUUCACGGCCAUCGUCCCAACUACACGCCGCGAGUGUCUCCAUAUCAGUCAUAAAUUCGAGAAUAUCACAGCCGUCAAUUCAUCAUGCUACAGCGAGUGACAGAUCUUAGAGAUGGGCUUGACAGACGAAUAUAAAUUCGCCGCUUCUGGGUUGCAAGUCUUCGAGCCUCGUACCAAAACAAUGACAUUAACCUUUUUGACCCAAGGGACAUCCAUAGUCAAAGCCACCAGAGCGCUAACGACACACAGUCAACCUUGCAAAGCUCUUAAACAUCCACUUACCAAGUCCUGGAGCCGACAGCAUGUCUCGAGAUAUGGCGGUUCGCGUCGGAACAUAUUUAAGUGGCGGACAUCCGCGUCGCAAGCAAAAACUUGAUUUUACGGAAUUUCGUUGCAACCACAAUCCAAAGCAUUCUAAUCACAGGAAUCCAUCGACGUCACAUACGGUCCACGGCAGCCACGGACGUCCUCUGUGGACGGUCGAGUGGGUUCCAUGCAUGAAACGAGAAGCCGUCGACCACAUGCAAGAGGCCCACGGGUAUGAUUACAAAAAUAGACCGCGCCCAUCAAAGGGCUCCAAGAAAUCUCAAGCCCAGAGGCAUGGCGGACCAUAUUCCAGCAACCCCGGCACCCCCCUCAGCCGAGGCGUGAGUCAACAGAUGGCCCCUAGUCACCAGGCCCCUUCUAAUCCGGCGUCCACACACUCUGUGUGGGAGGCUUCCAGUCGGUCGAGCAGUUAUGAUGAGGAAGAGGAGUGGGAGGCCCAACACGGGGCUCCAAGCAACUACUCCAAUUGGUCCAGGGGCGUGGCCUCUCUUCAUGGAAUGGGUCCGCCUCCCAGUAUGCAUGGGAGUCUGCCGGGCGAACAACAAUGGGGCCCUUUCGAAGGACAGACCCGUAGUGUUCAUCACAACCAGGCAUAUGGCGAGUCACAGGAGGCGUAUGGCCAAUAUCCAAAUGCAACGGCGAUGUGGGUUUACCAGAGCUCAAUGCCUGUGUACAGAGGCGCUUCGCAUUCUGGGAUGGACCAACAGUCCGCGAGAUCGUAUCAAACUUCUUAUGCGAUGGGCGCUGGUCCACCAUCAACAGUCUCUACCCUCUCAAGCGAUGGAACCAUCGUGGAUUGGGCGAGGCAGAUGACCUCCGCGCAGCAUAUGGAGAAGUUGGCGGAGGCGAUGCGGGAAGCUGGAAUGGCGCAAAUGACUGCUAAUUACGCGCCCCAGUGCGGUGGCGGACAGCCAGUACUCAGACGUCCACAGUUCUACAAUGAGCCAACGCCCCCUGACUCAUACAGAAGCCAUUCGUAGAACGGCACUAUAUGCCAGCACGAAGGGUAUUCCCAGGUGUCAUGAGGUUUCUCGUCUUGAGCUACGGAAUGGAGCACGCGACAUUGAAAGUCGUUUCCUUGGCGAAGCCCGGGGACUGGAGGCCGGAUAGUCCGCGCUGUCUCUUCUCUUCUUUAUUUCUUGUCUUUUCCUUUUUGGUUUUCUUUUUUGAUGAUGGGAAAUGGGGGCGACAUGCCCGGGAGAACAUGGACGCCACAAGAUUUUAGUUGUGCUGGCUGGCUCGCACGAAUAUCCGCACCUCGGCUGGAUGGUGUGGACAUGAGCUCGGCACACGGUCAUAUUUCAAUGUUAAUGAGCGACGGAAUCGCAUGGAUGCGGGUUUUGGGGACUACUCGUGCCACACAUUGGUUUUCUUCUUCUUUUUCUUCUGGUCCUUGUUCCCUGCUGUCAGGCCAGCCGGAAAUUUUGAGUUUACCGCGGAAUCAACGAUCUCUUGCUGCUAUUCAUGGAUGCUCGGUGAAUAUGCCCACAAAUGCGAGAUGUAAUGUCAUAUUGUGAAC